This is a messenger RNA of Corythoichthys intestinalis (scribbled pipefish), 1263 nucleotides long. RefSeq lists its product as uncharacterized. The record is from RefSeq and is a predicted model, not a curated record. NCBI's taxonomy places the organism in Eukaryota, Metazoa, Chordata, Actinopteri, Syngnathiformes, Syngnathidae. The transcript has a single exon. The coding region runs from base 232 to 1110 and encodes 292 amino acids.
GUCACAUCCGGUGAGUGUAUCGUUUGUUUGUUAGCGCUGCUACUAGUCGCUAAUCUCCUAGUGCUCCUCAAUUUGUUUUAUCCAACGGACACAUCGGAGAAUCGAUCCUAGGCUAGUUCGGCUCUCCUAGUGCUCCUUAUUUUGUUUUAUCCCACGAUCGGACAGAUCGUGGAUUAAAACUACUCUCCUCUCCUCUUUAGCUCUAUCUUGCUAGCCUAGCUUAUCCGAGCUAUGGCUAGCCCUCUGCCUUCGUCCUCCCGUCUUUUCUGCUCAGUGUGCUGUAUGUAUAGCGAGCACCCUGGCUCCUUCGUCGAGGACAGUAGUAGCUGUAGGAAGUGUAGCUUAGUCUCAGGGUUGGAGACCAGGGUUUCUGAGCUAGAAGCACGGCUCUGCACUCUAGAGACGAAAGCUAGUCCUAGCUAUAGCCAGGUAGUGGCAGGUCGUGCUUGCAGUAGUAGGAUUGCUAGCGCAGUUAGCCCCCCAGCGAGCCCCGUGCAGCCGGGGGAAAUUAAGGAGGGAUUUGUGACUGUACGGGGGAAGCGCAGUGGUAAACGCACAACCUUAGUGCACCAGCAGCUUCACGUCAGCAAUAGGUUUGCCCCCCUCAGCGACACACCGGCUGAACCAGACACUCUCGUAAUUGGAAGCUCCAUAGUUAGAGACGUGAAGCACCCGGCGGUGUCUGUCAGGUGUUACCCAGGGGCCAGAGUCGGUGACAUCGAAGGAAACCUCAGACUCUUAAAGCAGAGUAGGAAGAGGUUCCGCCGUAUCGUGAUUCACGCAGGCGGUAACGACGCCCGGCGGAGACAGUCUGAGGUGCUUAAAUUAAACGUAGCCUCGGUGUGUGAACUUGCUAAGUCGAUGGCGGACACCGUAGUUUUCUCUGGUCCUCUGCCUAAUUUGGUCAAUGAUGAGAUGUACUCUAGAUUCUCAUCAUUUAACCGCUGGUUGUCUAGAUGGUGCCCAGAAAACGAUAUAGUCUUUGUUGAUAACUGGCACGCGUUUUGGGGCAAGCCCGGGCUCAUGCGCCGAGACGGCAUUCAUCCGACUUGGGACGGUGCUGCUCUCUUAACUCGAAAUUUGGCCGCCAAACUAAGUCUCCCAAAGUGACACUUGAGAGUGGGGGCCCGGGCGCAGUGUUGUAGUGUAAAACAUAACACUGUUAGUAGUGACCACUCGCCUCUUUCCGAGCUGUCACAAAUCCAAAAUUCAGGACAGAAGAUAGAGACUGUGUCCGUGCCUCGUAUAGUGAACAGGGGAAAA